Molecule: messenger RNA, 291 nt
Organism: Encephalitozoon hellem ATCC 50504
Lineage: Eukaryota; Fungi; Microsporidia; Unikaryonidae
Product: ubiquitin-related modifier-like protein
Exons: 1
Coding region: 1-291 (96 amino acids)
Biological process (GO): tRNA thio-modification
Cellular component (GO): cytoplasm
Source: RefSeq, a predicted model, not a curated record
AUGAUAUUCAAAUUCAACGGAGCUAGCAACACAGAGCUGAACAAUAGGGAAAUAGAGCUAACUGAAGAAGAAAUAAAAGACUCGUCCAUAGCAACAGCAGGCGAUGCCCUGAAGUACUUAUUUGAUAAGCACAUAGAAGUCAGAGACAGCUACUUCGACUCCCAUGGAGAGCUGGUGCAUGGGACCAUUUGUAUCAUCAACAAAGUGGAUUGGGAGAUCACGGGAAGAGAAGAGAGCCCACUGAAGUGUGGGGACCACGUUGUUCUUAUCUCUACAAUCCAUGGAGGAUGA